Sipha flava (yellow sugarcane aphid) is the source of this 372-nucleotide messenger RNA. Its product is annotated as ATP-dependent DNA helicase PIF6-like. Lineage: Eukaryota; Metazoa; Arthropoda; Insecta; Hemiptera; Aphididae. The record is from RefSeq and is a predicted model, not a curated record. The transcript has a single exon. Bases 1 to 372 code for a protein of 123 amino acids.
AUGCACCAAAACUGUGCAAACGGCACAAGAUUAGCUGUAAAAAGAUUGAUGCCAAAUUUAAUCGAAGCCACACUAUUGACUGGCAAAGCGAAGGGGGAAUUUGUACUCAUCCCACGUAUUCCUCUGAUACCAACAGACAUGCCAUUUGAAUUCAAACGGUUGCAAUUCCCCGUGCGCCUAUCAUUCGCUAUGUCCAUAAAUAAAGCACAAGGACAAACGCUCCAAGUAUGCGGUUUGGAUUUGGAGGAACCGUGUUUUUCGCACGGGCAAUUAUACGUGGCCUCUUCAAGAGUUGGCACUCCAAAUUGUUUAUUUGUGUAUGCCCCAAAUGGACAAACAAAGAAUAUUGUUUACACAAAUGUGUUGGAUUAA